This is a messenger RNA of Nanorana parkeri, 1489 nucleotides long. It is a transcript of the gene HMG20A, whose product is annotated as high mobility group 20A. The transcript has 9 exons. Gene Ontology annotation, biological process: regulation of gene expression. NCBI's taxonomy places the organism in Eukaryota, Metazoa, Chordata, Amphibia, Anura, Dicroglossidae. Gene Ontology annotation, cellular component: nucleus. The record is from RefSeq and is a predicted model, not a curated record. The coding region runs from base 86 to 1120 and encodes 344 amino acids.
CUCUUCCGCGGGAGACGUACGACGUGCGCUGUACGUGACUGCAGGUUGCUAAGGAGCCGGUGCGGAGGGAGACGUGGAGUUGCUGAUGGAGAGUGUUGCUUCUGCUGUUCCACCUUGUGGUGAUAUUGAGGAUGGCAAGGAGAAUAUAGAUCCACCAUUCCCAGGGACUCAAGUCACUGAACCUUCUAAAGCCCAUGGAACUUCCCAUGCUCCGAUCGCUCAGCAAGAGGGCCAUGAUCAUCAGUUGCAGCAUCAGCUCGUAGAGCAGCAGCACUUGUUAGAAGGGGCAGAGCGGAGACAAGAGGAAGAGCAACCUAGACCUCGGCGGGGAGGAUGGACCAAAGGACGGAAGCGGAAGAGAAGCCCCCGUGAUAACAAUGCACCCAAAGCACCCCUUACAGGUUAUGUACGCUUCAUGAAUGAAAGGCGGGAGCAGUUAAGAGCUGAGCGCCCAGAUGUUCCAUUUCCAGAAAUUACCAGAAUUGUUGGCAGUGAGUGGAGCAAGUUGCCUGCUCAUGAGAAACAGCGUUUCUUGGAUGAAGCAGAUAGAGACAAAGAACGGUAUACAAAGGAGCUGCAGCAGUACCAGAAAACAGAGGCUUUCCGUUCAUACAGCCGCAAAUCACAGAACCGUCAAAAAGGGAGGCAACAGAGGCAGGAAGGAUCCCGUACAAUGCCCACUGACCCUGAGAAAGAAUCUGUUUUGAAGGAGAGAUCAGUAUUUGAAAUUCCUAUUUUCACAGAAGAAUUUCUGAAUCACAGCAAAGCACGGGAAACCGAGUUAAGACAGCUCAGGAAAUCCAACAUGGAGUAUGAGGAACGGAACGCAGCGCUGCAGAAGCAUGUGGAAAGCAUGCGAUCUGCAGUGCAGAGACUGGAGGCUGAGCUGCAGCAAGAACAGGGGAGGAGCAGUCUGCUACAACAGCAUUUACAAAAUGUUCGCCAGACUCUUGCACACUGCCUGCAAGCCAUCCCUAUCCCAGGUACCACUGAGACACCAACCUUGGAGACAAUUGACUCAUAUAUGAGCCGCCUGCAAAGUGCCGUGCUUACGCACCCCAAGGAGAGCGAGGCUCUUAUCUCUGGCGUCAUAGAAGUGUUAAGUCAGCUGGAGGGUUGAGGAUAAAUCUCACGCUCCUUGCAACCAAAAGGACCUUCAUGUUUGACCUUUUUGCUGAUGGAGGGGCUUGCAGCAACUAGCAGAAUAAAGACAUAAAGAGGAUUAAAAGAACGCUCUGAACUAAAGCAAAUACUACUUUCUCUAUCUCACACAGCACAUGAAUAGCAGAGCUGCAUAUACAGUUUGUCAAUAAAGUGAUCAUGUUUUAUGUUGAUUUGAUAUUAUUGAUAACUCCCUCUUAUUGAUUAUUGCUAUGUAAACAUUGCUGUUUUGUGCCAUUUGUUCAACAAGGUGGAAAAAUUUCUCUCCGGUUUAUAAACCAGUCAGGUCAGCCUAGAAUCUAGGGAAAAUGUUCUUUUAAUGGCAUCA